CACGCACGGGCGGGCGGACCCACGGACCUUCGACCGAGAGUACACCUCGCAGCAGCAGCAGCAGCAGCAGAGUGGAUUGCGGUGAUGUGGUUGUAACUCAUGCCUUCCCAUCGUGAUUGCCACCACCACUCCAAGUCUGCCGAUCUCCCACAGAAGUAUCAGCUACACAAGCACCCAAUUCGCAAGCAUGUUGGCCCCUCUUCUCGCCAGGCGUGCAGCGCCCAAGGCCUUUCAACCCUCCACGCUUCCUCGACUCGUCCAGAACGGCUCUUUGAGAGGGUAUGCCACUGAGGCCAAGCCUUAUGAUGUGGUCGUACUUGGUGGUGGGCCCGGUGGCUACGUAGCUGCUAUCAAGGCCGCUCAGCUUGGCUUAAAGACUGCAUGUGUCGAGAAGCGCGGAUCGUUGGGCGGUACCUGCCUAAAUGUAGGAUGCAUUCCUUCGAAGGCGAUGCUCAACAAUUCUCACUUGUACCACCAAGCUACUCACGAUUUCAAGAACCGAGGUAUCAAUGUCGAAAAUGUUUCCAUUGACCUGAAGAAGAUGCUCGGAGCAAAGGAGGGUAGCGUCACAGCACUGACCAAGGGUAUCGAGGGUCUCUUCAAGAAAAACAAAGUGGACUACAUCAAGGGACACGGUGCUUUUGCCGAGCCGGGCGCAUUGACCGUCAAGCUCAACGAUGGCGGCGAGACGAGGGUAGAGGGAAAGAACAUCAUCAUUGCCACAGGGUCCGAAGUUACACCUUUCCCCGGUAUUGAGAUCGAUGAGAAGCAGAUCGUGUCUUCCACAGGCGCGCUGGAGCUCGAAAGCGUGCCAAAGAAGAUGAUCGUCAUUGGUGGCGGUGUCAUCGGGCUGGAGAUGGGCUCCGUCUGGAGCAGGCUAGGCGCAGAAGUGACUGUCGUCGAAUUCUUGAACGCGGUCGGGGGUGCAGGCAUGGACCCGGAGGUCAGCAAGAAAUUCCAGUCGAUUCUCGGCAAGCAGGGCUUGAAGUUCAAGCUUGGCACUAAGGUCAUCGACGCCGAGAAGAAGGACGGCAAAGUCUUGCUGAACGUCGAAGGCGCGAAAGAUGGCAAAAAGGAAGCUCUGGAUGCCGACGUGGUGCUGGUAGCGAUCGGCCGCCGACCAGUCACCGAAGGUCUGAACCUCGAAGCUGUUGGCAUCGAGAAGGACAAUCGAGGUCGAAUUGUCGUGGAUGACCAAUACAACACCACCUGCAAAGGAGUCAAGUGCAUUGGUGAUGCCACCUUCGGUCCAAUGCUUGCCCACAAGGCCGAAGAGGAGGGCAUCGCAGCUGUGGAGAUCAUUGCCACUGGCCACGGUCACGUCAAUUACAAUGCAAUCCCGGCCGUCGUGUACACCCACCCUGAGGUGGCGUGGGUCGGCAAGAACGAGCAGGAAUUGAAAGACGAAGGUGUGGAGUACAAGAUCGGUAAUUUCCCCUUCUUGGCCAACUCAAGAGCCAAGACAAACGCGGACUCUGAAGGCUUUGUCAAGUUUUUGACCGAGAAGACGACGGACAAGAUCCUCGGCGUUCACAUUAUCGGACCCAAUGCUGGUGAAAUGAUUGCGUCGGGCGUGCUUGCCAUGGAAUACUCUGCCUCAGCGGAAGACAUCGCCAGGACCUGCGCUGCGCACCCUACCUUGCAAGAGGCUUUCAAGGAAGCGGCUAUGCAAGCUACAUUUGGCAAAGCGAUUCACUUCUAGACAUUCUGUGUCCCGUACUUCCAGCAAUACAAUCUGC
Ceraceosorus guamensis is the source of this 1739-nucleotide messenger RNA. Its product is annotated as putative LPD1-dihydrolipoamide dehydrogenase precursor. The record is from RefSeq and is a predicted model, not a curated record. Gene Ontology annotation, molecular function: flavin adenine dinucleotide binding; dihydrolipoyl dehydrogenase (NADH) activity. Bases 188 to 1702 code for a protein of 504 amino acids. Lineage: Eukaryota; Fungi; Basidiomycota; Exobasidiomycetes; Ceraceosorales; Ceraceosoraceae. Gene Ontology annotation, cellular component: mitochondrion; oxoglutarate dehydrogenase complex. The transcript is spliced from 7 exons.